GCUCUGCUAAGAGGCACGGUUGAAGUAAUGGCGGCAGAUACGAUUGUGAAUUUCUCAGUGCUCUUUAAACUUUUUGAUGAAGAGGUCUUGCGAGAAAAGCAAGUACAGUUGAUGAAAUUUGCAACAGAAAUUGCAAAUGGUUACAUUUGGCAAAAAGAUAAGUUUGGUUUACAACUUGAAAUUUCGCCUUCGAAGUCAGAAUACUGUUUAAAUGGCUCUGUUAACUGUGGUGAUAAUAUCCAAGAUGAAUGGUUCAUUGUAUACAUCCUGUUUCAAAUCUCAAAUAGUGAUCACAGUCUUAUGAUAAGUAUUACAGAUGACGAUGGGCAGUUUCUUCUCAUUGAAGCAGCUGAUUACCUUCCAAACUGGCUGAAUCCUGACACAUCCGAGAAUAGGGUUUACAUCCACAAAGGUCAAUUACAUGUGAUUCCUUUCCCAUCAAACCCUGCAGAAGUUACCAUGUUUCCUACUGGGAAACCCUCCAUUCAAGAAGCUAUUCGGAUAAUUUUUGGUGAUCAUGGCAUAGAAGUUAACUCUAGGAUUCAGAACUCCAUUGAUGCUAAAAUUAACAGGUUUGAUAAUGGAUUUUCUCACUUACUUCACAAUGCCCAUUGUCUCUUGCCACCAAAUUUGGCGUGUAUUCUUAAAAAGGACCCUUCUGUGGCAAACAGGAUAUCGGAUAUGCUUGAGCAGUAUGUAACUGCAAAUUUCGGUAAACGGAGGAAAAGCGUUGGCAAGUUUGAAUUCAAAGACUGGAUUAUAUCAAGGGUUUGCUUCACAAAAUAUACAUAUGCGAAGCUGCUGCAUACAAAUAUAGAAAACAAAGGAUUUGUAGCAGAAAUGCAAAGUGGCAGGAAAGGUGCUUCACAUAAAGCAUGUGACCUGGGGUCGAAACUUGCCUUUGGAUUCGAGUUGUUACGUAAAGAAAUCAAUAAAACAGAGGUGCCCAAUCAGGACAUUUGUCAAGCCGAAGAAAAAUGGUUGAAAUAUGAAACAUCUUUGAAAAACCUUGGAUAUUUUAAGGGCGAAAUCGAGGGAUCUACGAGAUGGCGACAGCUCUUUCGUGAAGCCAAAGACUAUUUUUAUGCGACGUUGCCAGAUGACGAUCAAAAGAAUGUCUGGCAAAGCAGAAACUUGCGAAAAUUAUUGGAAGACUCAAAAAAAGAAGUUUAUAGCGAGGAAGAGACUUUGCCUGAAGACGAUGAUUCUUGGCUCGAGUUGUCUUUAGAUGAUGUUGACAAACUGUUACGGGGAUAUCAUCAAGCAACAACAAGCGAGGACCUCAAUACAAAACUGGACGAUGUUGCCCAAAACAUGCGAAGGUUUGUUGGCAAGAUGUCUGAUUACGAGGGCGUUGAGACAGCCGAGGACAACGUUGACUUCGACCCAUCCUCAAUCAUCGAAGAACUCAAGAAGAUAAUGGAUGGAAAAACAGAGAACAACAGAGAUGAGGGAGAUGAUUUUUAUGAAAGUGACUCAGACCAGUAUUAUUCUGAUGAUGAAAAUGGCAUUGAUGAUGACGAAAUAGCUCAAAUUGGUUCGUCGAUGCAACAAGAGCUGCGAAAUACAACAUUAGCGAAAAGCUUUCAAUCCAAAUCCCAGACCGAUGGCAAUGGACCUAUCGAAGACCAGUCACUGGACAUUGAUUUCAAUUUAGUGAAAAACUUUUUAGAAUCUGUUUCAGCGCAGGACAGUUCUGUUGGCCCUGUAUCAAAUCUGUUGUCAUCACUAGGAAUUUCGCUACCCUCUGAUGACACUGUGUCAGGCCAAUAUGAAGAGUAGAAUUUUCUAUGAGUUUUUUAGUAAAAGAA
This is a messenger RNA of Rhopilema esculentum, 1811 nucleotides long. RefSeq names its product protein ecdysoneless homolog. Lineage: Eukaryota; Metazoa; Cnidaria; Scyphozoa; Rhizostomeae; Rhizostomatidae. The record is from RefSeq and is a predicted model, not a curated record. Gene Ontology annotation, cellular component: nucleus.